Lactuca sativa (garden lettuce) is the source of this 2440-nucleotide messenger RNA. RefSeq names its product ubiquitin-specific protease 25 (gene UBP25). Gene Ontology annotation, biological process: protein deubiquitination. The record is from RefSeq and is a predicted model, not a curated record. Gene Ontology annotation, cellular component: nucleus; cytosol. Gene Ontology annotation, molecular function: cysteine-type deubiquitinase activity. Lineage: Eukaryota; Viridiplantae; Streptophyta; Magnoliopsida; Asterales; Asteraceae.
UGGCGCCUGAGGCCAGGGGGAAAAAGGGGGGGAGGCAUCCAGACAUGCCAACGGACUCCUUCAACACAUACAAACACACACUCGAUUCUCCAGUAGUUGUUUACAAUCUUCACCGCCGGAGAACAACCACAACCUCCAUCAACCACCACCACCACCACUACCACCGUCUCAUUGAUCAAAGCGAGAAAUAGCUGAAGAAGGAGAACAAACUCCGAGGGAUGCGAUCCUCCGCGGCGAGGUGGCGGUGGGGAUUGUCAUUCAAUGCGGCGGGUGAAUCAGGAGCGAGAGGUCCUCGCUGUUAAUGGCUGGUUUCCAAUUGCAAAUGACUUGGCAAACGAGUUUGUUGUUGAAGAAACGAAAGAACGGUCCUCCAUUAGGGUUCAAGAAUCUCGGUAAUACCUGCUACCUCAACGCCGUUCUCCAGUGCUUAACCUAUACUCCUCCCCUCGCCAAUUUCUGUCUCCGACUUCAACACUCCGAAAACUGCGACUUCCUGGCGCAGCAGGACAAGAAGAGUGAUUGUCCGUUUUGUCUACUGGAGAAGAGAAUUGUUCGAUCUCUUAGCAUCGACUCAACCCUAGAUACACCUGGUAAGAUCAUUGGGGGAUUGAAAGUCUUUGCAGAGCAUUUUCGUUUAGGGAGGCAAGAGGAUGCACAUGAAUUCCUUCGGUACGUCAUUGAUGCUUGUCAUACUACAUGUCUUCGUCUGAAGAAGUUGCAGCAGCAAAGACGCAAGUAUGUAAGCAAUGGAGGAGGUGAUGGCUUUAAUGGCAGUACAGUAGUUAAGGAGAUUUUUGGAGGAGCUUUGCAGAGCCAGGUCAAGUGUCUUGCUUGUGGAAAUGAGUCCAAUAAGGUUGAUGAGAUAAUGGAUAUUAGUGUCGAUGUGUUGAAUAGUAGCUCUCUCAAGGAAGCUUUUCAGAAAUUUUUUCAACCAGAGAUUCUGGAUGGAAAUAACAAAUACAAGUGUGAUAGCUGUAAAAAGCUGGUAGCAGCAAGAAAACAGAUGUCUAUUGUGCAAGCACCUAACAUUCUUGUUAUUCAACUCAAGAGGUUUGAGGGAAUAUUUGGUGGAAAGAUAGACAAAGCAAUUGCUUUUGAGGAAGUAUUAGUUCUUUCAAGCUUCAUGUGCAAAACAAGUCAGGUGCAGGAUCCUCAUCCAGAGUAUAAACUUUUUGCCACUAUUGUGCAUUCCGGAUUUUCACCAGAUUCAGGACACUAUUAUGCUUACAUCAAGGAUGCAGUUGGGCGUUGGUAUUGCUGCAAUGAUUCUUAUGUUUCAGUUUCAAGCUUACAAGAAGUCUCCUCUGAAAAAGUUUAUAUCCUUUUCUUCUCUCGUAUCAAACAAAGACCACCCACCACCAAAACUCUAUCCACAUCCACCAAUGGAACUACUGAAUCUCAUGCCUCAAAACUUCCCAAUCCCAAAUCUGGUCAAACUGUCAAGUCAACAGAAGAAUAUGCUGUUGCUGCUGCUAAUAAUAAUAAUAAUCAUUCUCAAAAGAUUGAUUCUUCAACAACAACAUCAUUAAAGGUGGAGAAAGUGGUCCCAAAGAAGUUGGGUAUUUCUGGAGCCAAAAAGUUUCCUAAUAUGAAAAUCAUUGUUCAUAAUAAAGAAAACAAUGGUGAUCACAAAACAAGUCCAACUGAUAAUAAUCAUAAUCAUAAUCAUAUUAAUAAUAAGAAGAAGAAAAUUCCCUUGUUGGAGGACAACCAAAAUAAGCAUGUACAUGUGGAGAAUGGGAAUGGGAAUGAAAAUGUUGUUAAGACCAAUGGUACAACAACAAAUGGUAAUAAUGGUAAUGGUGUUGUUAAAAGCUCGUUGUUACCUGAUAAUAAGAGGAAACAUCAACAUGAAGACCUUAUGAAAGAGCUAAAACAAAGCCUUAUGAAAGAAGCUUGUUCGUUUCUAAGAAGUUGUGAUUGGGUGGAUGAGGUUCAAAGUUUCAUGCAUGCAAAGAAGCUGUGUGCUCGAGAUGCACCACUACAACUACAACAUGAUGAACUUAAGAAGAAACUGAUAGGUGAGGCGAAGGCUACUUUUAUCCCAAGAGUUCCAGAGGCGUUGAAAACAAGUCUGAUCAAGCACAUUAGAGCUCAUGUGGAUCCAUGAAACAAGUCAACAAGAAUAGGAGGUAAAUUUUGUUUCUUUUUUUCUUUUUUAAAAAAUGUUUGUAUUUGUAUGGUGGAAUGGAAUAUUAGAAGAAGACUAAUUUUGAAACAGAGGAAGGAAGGAAGGAAUUCAUUGAGUGUAGCAAUUAAUUAGUUUUAUUAGAACAACGGCAUACACAUACUUACGUACAUACUCCAUAUAUAUAUAUCUAUAUAUUCUUUCUGUAAUAUAACACUUUUUCACUCCACUUAUUGUGCUGUGUUUUACACUUUUUCUUUGGAUUACAUGGUCCAUCUGUCUGAAUAAGACUGAAUGAACAUUUUAUCCUUA